CCCGACCCCUGGGACCGCGUGAGAGCCAGAAGCUGCCGAGGAGGAGUCGGCCGGUUCCGCUGCCUCCCGCGCCCGCUCAAAGCCCGGAGCCCGUUGCGUCUGGAGGAAGGAUGCGGGCCGGCCGAGGGGCAGCCUGAGGGAGCUCCGGUGACUGGAAGGACUAGCCUCUGGAACAACGAGAAAAUAAGCGAACAUGAAAAAUACUCAACCCUUCGGUUUGGGAUACUGGGUUGGGCAGGAUAUGCGAAUUGUCCUCCUCCUAGGAUUGAUGGUGCUUCUUCCUGCCAGUGUACAAGCUGGAGGAAAGUUGUAUACUGGACCAUGCGCAGGGAGAGACUGCAGUGGGGGUUGUGAAUGUUUUCCAGAAAAAGGAGCUCGGGGCCAGCCAGGACUACUUGGUCAGCAAGGAACCCCUGGGCCAUCUGGAGUGGUGGGCAUACCAGGACUGCCAGGGCACAAAGGGGACAAAGGUGAACGAGGUCGACCAGGUGUAACUGGACCCAAAGGAGAAGUGGGACAAAGAGGAGUCACAGGGUUUCCUGGUGCAGAUGGAGUUCCUGGUCAUCCAGGUCAGGCAGGAUCAAGAGGAAAACCAGGCCAUGAUGGUUGCAAUGGGACCAAGGGGGAUCCUGGUCCGCAGGGAAUUCAGGGAUCUGGAGGCACUCCUGGUUCUUUUGGAAUCCAGGGACCCAAAGGUCAGAAGGGGGAGCCUUUUGCACUGCCUCCAGACUUAGCCGCACAGUUCAGGGGAGACCCUGGUGAGCUGGGCUUCGCUGGCUUCAUAGGACCCCAAGGUGCUCCUGGUCUGGUGGGUAAACCUGGUCUAGAAGGAGACCCAGGUCUUCCCGGGCUUCCAGGACCCCCAGGACCCCCAGGACCCCGUGGCAAUAGUGGUCUUGGCUUUUAUGGAGAAAAGGGUGAAAAGGGUGAAAUUGGACUUCCUGGUCCACCUGGGCGUCCAUCAACAGGAGAGUUAGUCAUUACAACCGAUGUAAUUCCAAGUGAAUACAAGGGUAUAAAAGGAAGAAAAGGAAUGAUGGGAGAAUCUGGAAGUCCAGGUUUACAUGCCCAAGAAGCAGAAAAAGGAGAAGAAGGAAUAACUGGCUUUCCAGGACAAAGAGGUUUGCCAGGAAUCAAUGGUCUAAAAGGAGCGAAAGGGAGUGUGGGUAUCCCAGGAAAUUAUGUAAUCCAUGGCAUUACUGGUCAGAAAGGGAUGAAGGGUGAACCCGGAGAUAAAGGCAUCCGAGGGCCACCAGCUCAAGCACAACAUCCCACACUUAUAAAAGGUGUACUUGGUGACCGGGGAAUGGAUGGCAUUCCUGGCCCUGAAGGAGACAGGGGAGCACAAGGCAGUCCUGGCCCACCUGGCCUACCAGGCGCAGAAGGAUCAUUUGAUGAUGUUUCUGGAAAAAGAGGUUUGCCUGGAGAAACGGGCCCCAAAGGUUUUAUUGGCGAUCCUGGUUUCUCAGCUAUUCGUCCAGGUCCUCCUGGUUUAGAUGGUGCAAUAGGACCACCUGGUUUCCCUGGCUCUCCCGGCCCCCCAGGAAGUUCAGGUUAUUUGGUUGGGCCAAAGGGAUAUCCAGGGGUUCUAGGUCCUGCAGGCAACCAAGGUUACCCAGGUCCACGAGGACAAAAAGGACUGAAAGGUGAUAUAGGAGAUUGCAAAUGUGUUGAACAUAUUGAAAGAAGAAGGGGUCCUGCAGGGCAACCUGGUCCUCCAGGAUUUCAAGGUCCAAUGGGACAUACUGGGAAAAAAGGAGAAUUAGGAGAUAAAGGCCAACAUGGACUUCCUGGUUUUCCUGGUGUAAAGGGAUCCUCUGGUGUACCUGGACCUGUUGGACCAAAAGGGGUAAAAGGGGAUUCCCAAACUGUUACUACAAGAGGUGCCAAAGGAGACCCAGGAUCUCCAGGAAUUCCUGGAAGUAGAGGAGAAGACGGUUCACCUGGCAGGAAUGGCAAAGAUGGUUUACCGGGACUUCCUGGGCUGCGAGGUGAUGGCACAAGAGGAGAACAAGGGGAUCCUGGUGACCCAGGCCAGCCAGGCCUGAAAGGUGUUCCUGGGGAAAUUGGCCCGCCUGGUGUGGGUUUGCCGGGUCCAAAGGGAUACCAUGGCCUUGCAGGUGACCCUGGCGCAUAUGGAAACCCUGGCUUUCAAGGCACUCCUGGCCCCCCAGGGGCUCCUGCUCAGACAGAAUGUGAGCAAACAGAGGACCGCUUUCUUAGAGAUAAUAGAACUGAAUCAAUUCACUCAGGGACCAGCUGUGUUAUGGCCCCAAAAGGAGCUCCAGGGUAUCCAGGAUUGCCGGGACCAUCAGGUGCAAAAGGUGCAAAAGGGAUUCCUGGUGGACUUGGUUUGCAUGGAUCAAAAGGACUGAAAGGCCCUCAAGGGGAUCACGGUUAUGGAGGUGCAGCAGGUCCAGCAGGAUUCACCGGACCCAGAGGAAGCAGAGGUGCCCCAGGAUUGCCUGGGGCAAAGGGGCUUCCAGGAAGUCCUGGUUUGCCAGGUUUGCCAGGACCCCUGGGCGAAAAGGGGCUUACAGGUGAUGUGCUAGGAGUACCGCCAGGCUCUCCUGGGGACACUGGGCCACCUGGAUUCCCAGGAGCAAAAGGCUUGCAAGGAGAUCAAGGCCCACCAGGAAUUAGAGGAAGAGAUGGAUUCCCUGGUCCACCUGGACCUAAAGGAAAUCCUGGGUUUCCUGGGCCCACUGGCUUGACCGGUAUACGAGGACCAACAGCAACAUUUGGAUUCCCUGGACUGCCAGGCCAGCAAGGGUCCCUGGGAAGAAAAGGCUCACAAGGAUUUAGGGGAUCACCUGGUGCCAGAGGGGAACCAGGGGAGCCAGGGAAAUCUGGCCCUGUAUGUAUGAAAGGUCUGCCAGGAGACAAAGGUGAACUGGGCUUUUCUGGAGCUAAAGGAAGGACCGGGGAAGCUGGUCUCCCUGGCGUUGAUGGAAUGCCUGGUUUCCCAGGCCUGAAAGGUGCUAAAGGAUCUCCUGGCAUCGGAGGCUUCAAAGGUGCUAUGGGAGUCAAAGGGUGGCCAGGAUGGAAGGGAAUUCACGGAGAGAAAGGCUUCCUUGGAAAGCAAGGUGCUAAAGGUCUGCCUGGCGAAUCCGGAUUAAAAGGUGACCGUGGAGUUCGUGGUCUACCGGGAGCACCUCCUAAAAUCAUGCCAAGCAUAAUGCUGGAAGUGAAAGGUGAAAAGGGAGAUAGAGGAGCAUUCGGUAUUAAAGGGAGUUCCGGCUUAGAAGGAAGUAAAGGAUUGCUAGGAUUACCUGGUCAGACAGGAAGACCAGGUUUACCUGGAUUUCCUAGUUUCGAACAAGGUCAUAAAGGAGAUGUUGGAAUUAAAGGAAUAAAAGGUGUUUCAGGAUAUGCUGGUAUCCCAGGUCCUCGGGGUAUUCCUGGCUUCCCUGGAAUCACUGGAUGGAGGGGAGAAAAAGGUGUUCCAGGAAUUCCAGGUGUGAUUGGUGAAAGUGGUCAGCUAGGGGGAAUUGGUGACAGGGGAGAUACUAUAAACUUGCCAGGAAGUAAAGGUUCUAAAGGAUACCCUGGAACAGCUGGACCAGAAGGGUUGCAAGGAGGCAAAGGACAGGAAGGUGAAGUUGGGAAUCAAGGACAUCCUGGCGCAGAUGGCAUGGAAGGUCCUCAAGGCUCCCAGGGGUUAAUAGGGCAAAGAGGAUUCCCAGGGCAGUUUGGGGAACAAGGUGUACCUGGAGAUCCAGGCAUACCUGGACUUUCGGGUGAAAAAGGAAGUCCUGGAAGCACUGGACCUCUAGGAAGAAAAGGUGAGCAUGGGAUCAAAGGACUCCCUGGAUUACAUGGAUUGCCAGGUCCUAAGGGCUCACCAGGAUCAGCAGGUCCAGAUGGAUAUGGCACAUCAGGUUUUCCAGGUGUUUUGGGUGAUAAGGGUACAGCAGGAGACCCAAGCCCCACUGAAGGCAGCAGAGGAUCUCCUGGUCAGAAGGGACAAAGAGGGGAUCCAGGAUGGCGAGGUUCAGCUGGUGCUCCUGGACCUGAUGGAAGAUCAGGAUUUCCUGGAAUUUCUAAUAUAUCUGGUAUACCUGGUGAUGUGGGAUCACCUGGUUUUGAUGGAGUGCCAGGCUACCCUGGACCUCCAGGGUUUCCAGGAACAGCUGGCUCAUUUGGCCUCAGAGGAGAAGAGGGACCAAUAGGUGUGGCUGGAGCAGAUGGUCUUAAAGGAAUAAGAGGGGACCAAGGCCCAGAUGGAAGACCUGGAAUUCCAGGCUUGGCUGGAGCAAAAGGUUAUAAAGGUGAACAAGGAGUCAUGGGCUUUGUUGGCCUAAUAGGAAUUUCUGGUGACUUUGGUCCCAUAGGACCCAAAGGAGAUAGAGGCCCCCCUGGUUUUCAGGGACCUCCAGGUUCCUCCGGAUUGCCGCCUUUACUUCCUAAACUGGUUUCUGAGCAAGGGACACCAGGUGCCCCUGGAGCAACAGGCCCCCAGGGCCCUGCAGGUGAAAUAGGUCCUCAAGGUCCACCAGGAGAUCCAGGUUUUAGAGGCCCAAUAGGUAAACCAGGAGUGCAAGGAAGAGGGGGUAUAUUUGCAUCUCCGGGCUUCAGAGGUGAUCAAGGAAGAGCAGGACUGCAGGGCCCAGCGGGAUUUGAAGGUGCAGUAGGUGAUCCUGGUACUCCUGGACGGCCAGGUAUGCCAGGCCGCAGUGUUAACAUAGGGUAUCUCCUUGUGAAGCACAGCCAGUCUGCUCAAGAGCCAAUGUGUCCAGAGGGCAUGAACCAGCUUUGGAGUGGCUACAGUUUAUUGUACUUCGAAGGACAAGACAAAGCACAUAACCAGGAUCUUGGCCUGGCUGGUUCGUGUUUGGCUCGAUUCAGCACUAUGCCUUUCCUUUACUGCAAUCCGGGGGAUGUCUGCUACUAUGCAAGUCGCAAUGAUAAAUCCUACUGGCUGUCAACCACAGCCUCUCUUCCAAUGAUGCCUGUGGCAGAAGAAGAAAUCAGACCUUACAUCAGCCGUUGUUCUGUCUGUGAAGCUCCUGCUCUUGCCAUUGCUAUUCACAGUCAGGAUAUUACUAUUCCUCACUGUCCUGAAGGAUGGCGCAGUCUGUGGAUCGGUUAUUCUUUCCUUAUGCACACUGCAGCCGGUGCUGAAGGAGGAGGGCAGUCACUGGUUUCUCCAGGUAGCUGUCUGGAAGACUUCAGAGCCACACCAUUCAUUGAGUGCAAUGGUGCUCAGGGCACCUGUCAUUAUUUUGCGAACAAAUACAGUUUUUGGCUUACCACCAUUGACCAUCAAUUUCAACACUCACCUUCUUCAGAUACACUCAAGGCAGGACUCAUCCGAACACAUAUAAGCAGGUGCCAAGUGUGUAUGAAAAAUUUGUAAAAUAAGCAAAGAACAAUAACCCCCAAAACAGUAAGUCACUUCAGAGUGGCACAGAUCAAAUCUUGUUGGUGCUUAUUUAACUUAUUACCUCAUCAUUUGACCACAACUUCAACUCCCAUUGUUAUCUGGAAGAACAAACCACUGCAAGUACUCAUAACCAAGCUAUUGUUUGACCUUUGUUCAUGUAUUUGUGGGUUUGCUUUCAUAUGCUACAAAUAAUACAGUCUGUUAUGAGAAUAAAACAAUAGACAAAGUUUAAUUAUUAAAUACCAUUGCUGUCAUUUAAGUCUGAUUUAAUGUCAAAUGAUACUUAUCUCUUUUUCUAUAUGCAUAUUACUGAACACUACUAACCUUAGUCAUUGAGUAUUAAAUAAACAUUCAAACACAAAUGCAAACUGUGUUAGAAUUUAGGAUUUUAAACUGUAUUUAGCAGAUUGUUAAAAUGCAAAUGCCAUUUUAACAUCCAUAGAAUGGUCAAAAAUAGAAUCUGUGCUCUUGCUCUAAAGGAGCCCGGUUUUUUAGCUGAAGUCUUUGGCUACAAAUCCAACAGAAUUACAAUGUUUUAUGACUGAAUGAAACUUUAACAUCCACCCAAUAUACUUUAUGUUGCAAUUAUAUUUCAGGGCCUUUAUUUCUUUAUACACUGUUUCUUUAUUAAACAUCCUGUUGCUACAUGUGCCUAAUUAUUUCAAAAGCCUGCAGAGAAUGAACAAUAAGCUUUGUUUGUGUCCCACUUAACCUGAAUUUUUGGUCUCGGAAUUCUGAUGCAUUGAACGCAAUGUUGCAUUAUGCUGUGCAAUACCCUCGAUGGAUAGACAUAGCGCGUUAGACCAGAAUUCAGUUCUCUCAAUACUGCUGUGGGGAAUUAAGGUUCAAUGCGGCUUGGAGAUAGACAAUCUAUGGCGUUUUAAAUGUUUAUAUUCCACCUAAUUUAAUGAGAGAGGAUGGGUUGGAAUCCACAUCUGAAGGACUGUACUUUGUCUAUUUCUAUUCAACCACUGCCAGAUAUCACAGAAUCUGUGUCACAAUCAUCUCAUGAUAAUUACAGGAAUAGCACAAAGGGAAGGUGUUUGGAAGAUUAUGCCCUGCAGCUUGUGGAACUGCAGUUCAAGCUACAAUCAAGAAACACCCUACUAAAGAGUACCAUUUAUUUAAGAUUUUUGAGUGCCCAUACUUAGGAAUGUGACAUCUGUCAUUCUUCCCAAUGUUAAGAAUGGUAAGAGAGACUCAAUUAGUAUCACAUUCUUGGGAGGGAAGUGAGUGAUAGAAAAGGCAUCUCCUCCCAGGAAGAAUUAAGACCGUGCCUGGGAAAGUGAGAUACACACUUUUCUCAUAGCAGUGCUAUACCAAAGCGGUGAUUACAUGCACACUUAUCUGGUAAACUGUACAAAUGAAGCUGGACUGGCUUCCAAGUAAACAUGUAUAAAAUUGCUGAGUUAAUCAGCUUCUGUCCCCAGUUCUUUCACCAGUGCUGACAAGCAGAUGGAAAGGAGGCAGAAUUAGAACUUAAACACUGCAAGUGGCAACAACCCACUUUUGGUGGUGGGUAGAGGACAGCUGCCCAGACCAAUCUCUUCAUCCCUCUGGGUAGUUGGGCAGUGAGGGCUUCCCACUGUUUUCCAUAAAGUUUCCUUCCCAAACCAAGUCUGAAUAAGAAAUGUUCAAAUACCCUUUUGAGUCUUUCUCCAUUGUACUUAUGAUCACAGUGUUUCAUUUUGUAAGUAAAAAUAAAAGUGUGUCUCAAACUU
Messenger RNA from Candoia aspera, 7107 nucleotides. RefSeq names its product collagen type IV alpha 2 chain (gene COL4A2). The record is from RefSeq and is a predicted model, not a curated record. Lineage: Eukaryota; Metazoa; Chordata; Lepidosauria; Squamata; Candoiidae. Gene Ontology annotation, biological process: glomerular basement membrane development. The transcript has 48 exons. The coding region runs from base 194 to 5359 and encodes 1721 amino acids. Gene Ontology annotation, cellular component: collagen trimer. Gene Ontology annotation, molecular function: extracellular matrix structural constituent conferring tensile strength.